CGAUCUGUAGCUGCGGAGAAACUUGGUAGUAACUCAUGGUUGUGUGGCCCAGCAUUUCUCCUCAACCACGAGAGCCUCCUUCCAGAAAAGGGUCCAUUUGAACUUGUUGAUCCAGAGUCAGAUGUUGAAGUUAGACACAAUGUGACUGUGCUUAAGACCACAACCGCUCCAGGUGCCUUAGGUUCAUUGCGCUUUGAACGGUUCUCAAAAUGGACUUCUCUCAUAAAAGCAAUAGCCUACCUCAAACACAUAGCUCACAGCUACAAGCCCAAAGAUGGCAGCAGUUGUAGCAGGUGGCACCUGUGUAAGGCAAGUCUCACAGAUGAAGCUUUAUCUCAAGCAGAACACAUAAUUAUCAAAUGUGUCCAGCAGGAAGUCUAUAAAGAGGAGAUAAAAUGCAUCAUGACAAAACGUGCCAUACCACACAGCAGUUCUCUUCACAAACUUAAUCCAAUGAUUGAUGACAAAAACUUACUGCGAGUAGGAGGACGACUUUCAGAGUCCAAAUUGCCAAGUCAUGAAACCAACCCUCUUCUGAUACCAGGAAAGCAUCACAUUGCUACGCUGCUCAUUCGACAUCAUCAUGAAGCUGUCCAGCACCAAGGAAGACACUUCACUGAAGGAGCCGUGAGAGCAAGUGGUUUAUGGAUAGUUGGAGCAAAGAGAUCCAUCAGCAGUGUUAUCCACAAAUGUGUCACCUGCAAAAAGCUUCGAGGCAGAACAGAGCAGCAGAUUAUGGCUGAUUUGCCUGCCGAACGCUUACAAACUGAUCCUCCAUUUUCUUAUGUUGGCCUUGACGUAUUUGGACCGUGGGAGGUUUCAACACGGCGCACAAAAGGUGGUCAAGCUAAUAGUAAGAGAUGGGCAGUCCUGUUCACUUGCAUGUCUACAAGGGCCGUCCAUAUUGAAGUGAUCGAAGCUCUUAGCUCAUCUAGUUUCAUUAACGCUCUUCGCAGAUUUUUUGCAAUCAGAGGCCCUGCUAAACAGUUGAGAUCAGACUGCGGAACCAACUUCAUUGGUGCAUCCAAAGAGUUGAGGCUGGAUCCUCCAAAGCCCAAUGAGGCAACUGUGGAUGACUACCUACGCAAACAGAGGUGUUCUUGGGUAUUCAACGCUCCCCACUCAUCUCAUAUGGGAGGCACCUGGGAACGUAUGAUAGGUGUCUCACGACGCAUUCUAGACUCAAUGCUUCUACAAGCAGGAAACCCUACUCUAACUCACGAGGUCCUGACAACGUUGAUGGCUGAGGUCACGGCUAUUAUCAAUGCGAGGCCCUUGGUACCUGUUUCCUCAGAUCCGGAGGCCCCUUUGAUCCUAACCCCCUCAGCACUGCUCACGCAGAAGUUUAACCCAAUCGAAACUCCACCUGGGGACUUCACAAAAGCCGACAUGUAUAAAAAUCAGUGGAAAAGAGUUCAAGCCCUUGCUGACACAUUCUGGGCCAGAUGGCAGAAAGAAUACCUCAAUAUGCUCCAAAGUCGUCAGAAAUGGCAUCGCAACAAACCAAACUUGAAAGAAGGAGACGUUAUUCUUCUGAAGGACAAGCAACUAAAAAGAAAUGAAUGGCUUAUGGGAAUCAUCACAAAGACCCUUCCGAGCAAAGAUGGAGUUGUCAGGAAGAUGGAAGUGAAGGUUACACGUGGCAAGACUACUAAGACCUUCAACAGACCUAUUUCAGACUGUAUUCUACUUUUAUCUUCAAUGGAGUAGUUUAUAUUGGCAUUCUUAAAAUAAUGCCAGGCGGGGAGUGUGCUGGAGCUGUUUUUAUGUGUUUUCUCCAGGCCGUUAGGGGGCGCAUGUUUGCAAAGUUCGCUAAAUUGAGCCAGUUAAUAAGUAGAAGAAGAAGUGUUACAGGAAGCCAUCUUUCUUUACAUGAGUCAAGAAAUGAACAUGGUGUAUUUCUCAUCUGCACCCAUCCAAUCCUUUCCAUCCCUUUGAGUGGCAAUAUGAUUUCACACUUUUUUCGCAUUAAAUCCGUUCAAAUACAACACACGGCUGUUCCUUGGAGGAAGUGAUGCAAGAAAGAGUUUAGCUGGCUGUGAAUCUCAAUAUAGGACCCGCGGUCAC
Molecule: messenger RNA, 2067 nt
Organism: Fundulus heteroclitus (mummichog)
Lineage: Eukaryota; Metazoa; Chordata; Actinopteri; Cyprinodontiformes; Fundulidae
Exons: 2
Coding region: 403-1710 (435 amino acids)
Biological process (GO): DNA integration
Molecular function (GO): nucleic acid binding
Source: RefSeq, a predicted model, not a curated record